AUGAAAAGCCGCCGCAAUCGAGUUCCUUACAGGCAAGAUGAAAUUGAAAGGUAUGAUCUCAAGGGCAUUGCUCUCCCCGCCAAAAUCAAGUGCGGUCGCUGCCAAAAGAACCUCCCCCAAGCAAAGUUCUCCUCAAAGCAGCUUACCGAUGCCCGUUGGCAAAUCAAGACCUCGAGCCAGAUCUACAAGCCCAUCAACUGUCACACUUGUACAGGCCAGCAAGUAGUUGAGGUUGAAUGCACAAUGUGUGGAAAGACAAAGGGUCUCGAGGAUUUUGCAAAGUCUCAACGCCGCAAUCCUGAUACGGCAAAGUGCUUCGCGUGCGUUGAGGGUCAGCUUGCCAAUGAGGCUUUUGACGAGGACAAAUACGAAGAUCCUGAUAAGGCCUUUAUCACUCCGGAUCACUCCAAUGGCCAGUAUCCCGAGUACUUCUCGGCGGCUACUUCCGAUACAUCUUCGUCCUAUGGCGAUGAUGACUGGAAGACUGUCAAUGAGAACCACCAGUCCAGUCGUCUCACAGCCAAGGAUGGCGGCAUCAAAUUUUCAGCCGAUUUCCAGCGGGCCAUGUCUCUGAACGGAUCCGCCGAUGAGAACUUGAUUGAUUAUGAGUAUGCUUAUCCCGUUGGCCGUGAAAGGACUGGCAAUGAUGGCUUGAGCGAAGUUCGCACCAAGUCGUGGCACACCCAGUCCAGCAAGGCUCCUACUACCAGCUCGACUUCGACUAUCAAUGCGAAUAGUCGUUCGUAUGCCUCUGCGGCAAGCUCGUCUCACUCGUUCCCCUCAAGUGUGGCUGAGCGAUCCAGUACUUCCGAGCUUUAUCCUAAAGAUGGGGCCAUGACCGCUGCUGCACCUCGAGGUCCUCUUGUAGUAAGUGCAGCUAAUUCCAAACGGUCGUAAUGUCAACUGUUCAACUAAAUAUGCUGUAGAGGCCUAUGGGAGAUGCUGCCCGCGAGAUUGGUCCCGUUGUAGACGCAUGGGGUGAUUCCGACGAUUCCGAUGAAGAUGACGACGACGAUAGUGAUGACGAUACUAUCAUCUAGACUUUCAUCAUCACAUCUGAUGCCGAGAGGUUAAGGGUAUUGAACGGAUGACAUCACUGGAUCGCGGGCAAUUGUGAACACAAUUCUGUGCAAUGAAGUUAUAUGGAUGCGAAUGCUCGAGAAAUCAGUGUACUAUUUAAGGAUUCUUUUGCGAACUUCAUUCUUGCUGAAAUGAAUCUCAUAC
This is a messenger RNA of Bipolaris sorokiniana ND90Pr, 1224 nucleotides long. RefSeq lists its product as uncharacterized. The record is from RefSeq and is a predicted model, not a curated record. The coding region runs from base 1 to 897 and encodes 298 amino acids. NCBI's taxonomy places the organism in Eukaryota, Fungi, Ascomycota, Dothideomycetes, Pleosporales, Pleosporaceae. The transcript has 3 exons.